Molecule: messenger RNA, 717 nt
Organism: Trichoderma reesei QM6a
Lineage: Eukaryota; Fungi; Ascomycota; Sordariomycetes; Hypocreales; Hypocreaceae
Exons: 1
Molecular function (GO): oxidoreductase activity
Source: RefSeq, a predicted model, not a curated record
AUGGACGCUAUUGUAAUCUCCAAGUUUGGCGGACCCGAGGUCCUCGAGAUCCAGAAAGUGUCCAAACCAGAACCCGUGAACGGAGAGGUCCUGAUACAGGUCUUCGCCUUUGGUGUCAACCACGCGGAGAUGCACAUGCGCAAAGGUGAAUGGGAUGAAUGGAACCCAAUUACCGGUUUAGAGUGUGUUGGGGUUGUCGCAACGUGCCCGGGGGGCGAAGUCGAGGUCGGCACCAAGGUCGCUGGAGUCAUGGGAGGUAUGGGGAGAAGCCGUCCCGGGGGUUACGGUUCUUUUGUCAAUAUUCCAGUUGCGAACGUGGUCUCAGUCAAGACUGAACUUCCCUGGGAGUAUCUUGCAGCAAUCCCCGAGGUUUAUUCCACGGCAUACUCUUGCCUGUUCACCGUCCUGGACUUGCAGCCUGGCGAGUCGUUACUCAUCCGCGGAUCUACUUCUACCAUCGGCCAAGCAGCUCUUCAUUUAGCUGUUGAUGUUGGUGCUCGAGUCACGGCCACAACCAGACGCGAGGCGCGAUUCAGCUUUGUGAAGGAUAUGGGUGCCGCCGACGCCAAAUUGGAGCACAAAGAUCUUCGCUCAGAAUUACCCAGCGGCUUCAAGUUUGACAAGGUUUUGAACCUCAUCGGCAACAGCGUUCUCCUCGAAUCUAUUGGGUUGACGCGGGCUGGCGGACGCAUGCUACAGGCGGGAUGGUUGGGCGGA